UUUCUGCAGCGCUCUAAAAGAUUACUUCCGAGUCAAAGGUUAUUGUAGUUGAACAAGAUGGCGGCCCCCUUAGAGUUGUUUUGCUGGAAAGGGAGUUGGGGUUUGCCUUCUGUUGAUACCGACAGUCUAAUUGUUUUGGCAUAUGCUCGAUUUGCUGGAACCCCACUGAAAGUUCACAAGAUCUCCAACCCCUGGAGGAGUCCCACAGGUUCACUCCCUGCUCUGAAGACCAAAGAGGAUGGGAGCUUCUCUCAACCCAGCAAGAUUAUCAUCCAGCUCAGGAAACAGAAAUACAAUGCAGACUACGAUCUGUCCGCGAAAGAAGGAGCCGACACACUUGCUUUUAUCUCUCUGGUGGAGGAAAAGCUGAUGCCUGCUCUGAUUUAUGCUCUGUGGAUUGAUCCUAAGAACUAUGUUGAGGUGACACGUCGCUGGCAUGCAGAGAAUAUCUCCUUUCCACUGAACUUUUUCCUGCCGAGCCGCAUGCAGUGCCAGCAGCUGGAGAGAGUGCGACUCAUGCGGGGAAACAGCACUCUGGAGGCCGGCGAGGAGGCUGAGAAAGAGCUGUACAGUGAUGCGCUGGAGUGCAUGAAUCUUCUCUCUCAACGCCUCGGCUCGAACAGAUUUUUCUUCGGGGACUCGCCCUCCUCCCUCGAUGCUUAUGUGUUUGGACACUUGGCACCUCUACUGAAGAUCAGGCUGCCCAGCAGCAAACUACAGCAGCACCUGAAGGCUCUAGACAACCUGACCAACUUCUGCUCUAACAUCCUGUCCCUGUACUUCCCCGAUGAGAACCGAGAAGGAAUGGGUCAGCCGGCAUCCAAUGUGCAGGAGGGGAGUGACUUCGACCACGAGCCUUAUAAGAGACGCAAGCAGCUGCUGUCUGUCCUGGUAGCUGUAGCAGCCAUGCUGGGCUACGCUCUCCUCACAGGCAUUGUUGCUAUUGAGCAUGUGAAGGAGGAGGGGUCAAGAGGACACACCGCCUCCAUUGAACUUCAGGAUGAAGAGGAGGAGUGAUGGAGGGAGGAGUGGGAAAUAAAUGGGAACACUUAAUAUAUCUGGUGGACAGAAAUUUUCACUGGAGAUUCACACUAUGAGGAAGGUUAAGAUUACGAUGUGUCUUUUCUAAUCAUAGAAAUUUGAAUGGGAUUUGGGCUUUGCUUUUUUUCCCCUGCAUAUAUGACAUCAUUUAUCUUUCUGUUUUUCAGUUCUUUAUCACGUGGUGCUAUAAGGGUUUCUAGUUUCCACAUUAUGGACAUUAGCUUUUCAUUGUACCACAUCUGAAAUGUACUAUGAAGAGUACUAUGUUUUAUGAUCUGACUUGAAAGUGAUAAUCAGAUAUGGCCCGUGCUUCAAGUCUAAUUUCUAUGGGUUAUAGACUAGGUGGUAAAUGCUCUGUAUCUUAAUUGACAUAUUACUUUCAUCUAGUAAACAUUUUGGUGAAAUUCCAUUGGUGGACCAACUAAUAACAUCUCAACUCGAUCUGUAGUCUCUGUUCAUAGCACUUAGAUGAAAAGCUCUUUUGCCUUGUUGCCUUGUCCACUGAGCCACACAUUCUGUUGAUCUGUGCAAUGUUCAAACCAGUAAUGAUGUUCAAGGGACAUUAGUGCUUAGGUCACUGAUUUAUUUAUUAUUUUUUUAAUUGAAAUUUUUAUGUUUGUUCCAAAGGCUUAAAAACACAUUGUAAGUCAACAUUUGAAACAAGAGCUUUAAUAAAGUGUUAUUUGCCUGGUUGCAACAAAACAUCA
Molecule: messenger RNA, 1748 nt
Organism: Pangasianodon hypophthalmus (striped catfish)
Lineage: Eukaryota; Metazoa; Chordata; Actinopteri; Siluriformes; Pangasiidae
Gene: mtx1a
Product: metaxin 1a
Exons: 8
Coding region: 58-1017 (319 amino acids)
Biological process (GO): mitochondrion organization
Cellular component (GO): SAM complex
Source: RefSeq, a predicted model, not a curated record